Messenger RNA from Alosa alosa (allis shad), 1819 nucleotides. RefSeq names its product info solute carrier family 35 member F2, like (gene slc35f2l). The record is from RefSeq and is a predicted model, not a curated record. Gene Ontology annotation, cellular component: membrane. Gene Ontology annotation, molecular function: transmembrane transporter activity. Gene Ontology annotation, biological process: transmembrane transport. The transcript has 8 exons. The coding region runs from base 381 to 1478 and encodes 365 amino acids. NCBI's taxonomy places the organism in Eukaryota, Metazoa, Chordata, Actinopteri, Clupeiformes, Clupeidae.
CAUGGUCAUUUAGAGCAAACAUAACAUCACAUAAUCCAUGCUCAGGAAUAUUUUCACAUAUUCAACAGCAAGUUCCAUUUCAGGAGCCAAGGCUUAGUACAGUACCUCUCUCUAAGUAGACUUCAAAGACUAAUCUUUGCCCUGUGUUUCAAAAGGUGUUAAUGAUUAGGCUAGAGCACAUUCAACUUGGAGCCUCAGUACAGAAGAUGUAGCUUUGUGUCAGUGAUAGGUUUUAGAUAGGGACUAUAUGGUCUCACGUUGAAAAUGAAAUCUGAACAGGGAGGACCAGAUGAUGACAAGAUGACUCCAGAGGAACACAUCGCAGAGCGCAAAGGACUGCUGUAUGGACUCCGAAGCUACAAAUUCAAAGAUGUCUUCACAUGCUGUUCAAAGCCAUUGCCAUGGGCCAGUGCCUCUCCACACUUAUCUGUGGCACAGCAGUCACCUCACAGUACCUGGCCACUGACUUCCAGUUGAACACGCCAAUGCUGCAAAGCUUCCUUAAUUACUCACUGCUGUGCCUCACAUACACAACUAUAUUAAUCUGCAGGAAAGGAGAUGGCAAUAUUUUGCAGAUUUUAAAAUCAAAAUGGUGGAAGUAUUUUCUACUUGGACUGGUGGAUGUCGAGGCCAAUUACACAGUUGUGAAAGCAUACCAGUACACCACUUUGACAAGCAUACAGCUGCUGGAUUGCUUUGUGAUCCCAGUGCUGAUGGUCUUGUCCUGGUUCUUCCUGAAGACGCGCUACAGGCCCGUCCACUAUGUGGCUGUGGCGGUGUGUCUGGUGGGAGUGGGGGCCAUGGUGGGAGCAGACCUCCUCGCCGGCAGGGACCAAGGAUCCUCUGCUAACAUUCUGCUGGGAGAUGGGCUGGUUUUGAUCAGUGCCACGCUGUACGCGGUGUCUAACGUGUGUCAGGAGUACACGGUGAAGAACCUGAGCCGGGUGGAGUUCCUGGGCAUGGUGGGCCUCUUUGGGACCCUCAUCAGUGGGAUCCAGAUGGGCAUUCUGGAGCACAAUGAGUUGGCUAACAUUCAGUGGAACUGGAAACUCGGGCUGCUGCUGGCUGGCUUUGCCCUCUGCAUGUACAUACUGUACAGUUUCAUGCCUGUGCUGGUCAAGAUGACCAGUGCCGCUGCAGUCAACCUCUCCCUGCUCACCGCAGACCUGUUCAGCCUCUUCUUUGGCCUUUUCCUUUUCCACUACUCGUUCUCUGUGCUCUAUAUCGUGUCGCUGGUGGUGAUCCUUGUGGGGUUCGUCAUGUUCAACGCCGUGCCAACACUGACCUUGGCCCCCGCUGCCGUCCCACAGCCGGAGGACGGGCAUGUGUACCAGGGCUCUGACUUUGAGGUGACCUCCACAGAGCCAGUUACGCCACAAGGCGAAGGAGAGGAGCAUUGUGAUUCCAACGGCCUUACGUGGAGGGAACCAACAUAUAACCAAUUAAUGAGCGGAGAGGAGAGGGGAACAAGACUGUAGCCUUUUAAAGAAUGGUGCCUUGUUCAUAAUCUUUACCAUUUUCACUCCAUACGAAGUACAUCAUCUAGUGAACAACGACACAGAUGAUUUCACUAUGUAGAGUACUAUAGUGAAAUAAUGAAUAUUUCAAACAAGUUUAGGUUCCUGAUAAUAUUUUUUAUAGUCUACCGUACUUUCUGUCUGCAGUUAUUUAUCGUUUCUAUACGUUUAUGGCCAAACUACUUUCCAAAGUGCUGCUAACAUUUCCACAAUCAAAGAACUAUGGUGACACAGAACUUCAAAGUUCAGUGUAUGUCAAGCAAUGUGUUCUGAUUUUAUAGCAAUAAAUGUUUUUAAAAAUC